Messenger RNA from Mangifera indica (mango), 2010 nucleotides. Its product is annotated as wall-associated receptor kinase-like 9. The record is from RefSeq and is a predicted model, not a curated record. The transcript has 3 exons. The coding region runs from base 1 to 2010 and encodes 669 amino acids. Gene Ontology annotation, biological process: protein phosphorylation; cell surface receptor signaling pathway. Gene Ontology annotation, cellular component: plasma membrane. Gene Ontology annotation, molecular function: protein serine/threonine kinase activity; ATP binding; polysaccharide binding. NCBI's taxonomy places the organism in Eukaryota, Viridiplantae, Streptophyta, Magnoliopsida, Sapindales, Anacardiaceae.
AUGGGUGCUCACCCUCUUCUUCUGCUGUCAGUGUUUCAUAUCAUUCUCUCACUUUGGCAAAUCAAAGCUUCACAAAAUUUAUGCCCAAAUAGCUGUGGCAGUGUCAAAAUAUCGUACCCUUUGGGAAUCGGAGAAGGCUGCUACUUAAACAAGCUGUUUGAAGUAACCUGCGCCAACUCUUCUGGCUCUCCAAGAGCUUUCUUAAACAGCCUUCGUCUAGAAUUAACCGGAAUUCUUCAUCCUUCUUCUUCCUUCAUCGUCAAAUUCCCCCGGAAUUCAAGCUUCAACCUAUCUGGAACCCCAUUUUCCUUUUCAAAUGCAGACAAUAUGGUCAUUGCCAUUGGUUGCAAAAACUACCUCAAUCAGAAAGACAGUCGCUGCCAUUCUUUUUGUACUUGUGAUCCUAAGAAAAAUGAUGGCUGCUGUAAUUUCCUUUGUACCCUUCCUCAAAACCGUAAGUUUGUCAAUGUAAACUUGUCAGAAAUUUAUCCUGAAAGUUUUCCCAGGGACUGCAGUUCCGCCUUUAUGGUUCAUAAAGCUUGGCUUGAGUUAAAAAAUCCAUAUGUUUUGAAAGAAAAAGAAGUCUUUCCGGCAAUUAUAGAAUGGGGGAAAUAUGGAGGUUCAUGUGUGGAAUUCUAUAAUUCACACAAAAUUACCAAUUGCAGCACAGAUGAUAACUGUGUCAUACAAUUAAACUCGGACUAUUUUUGUCUUUGCCAUGAUCAAAGAUCUCACAGCUAUGGAGUCUGCAAAGGUAGAGGUGGUUUGCUUUGUGUUUCAAAGAACAACAGUGGUUGCUCCACAUGCCCAUAUGGCUAUGAACCUUAUCAAAGUGAAGAUCAAGAAACAUGGUGCUCACCUUCAUCAAUAAGAAAACCUCCAGUCAAAUAUAUAAUCAGCAUAGGUUUCGAUGCAGGGCUCGGAGUGAUGUUACUUAUCGUUGUAACAUGGAGGUUGUACAAAUUCAUACAAAAAAGAAAAGCAAUCAAGCUGAAGCAGAAGUUAUUUAUAAUCAAUGGUGGAAACUUUGAGAAAACAAAAUUGUUUACCUCAAAAGAAUUGGAGAAAGCCACUGACAAUUAUCAUGCCAGUCGAGUUAUUGGUGAAGGAGGCCAAGCCACUGUGUACAAGGGAAUGCUCCCAGAAGGAAGAAUCAUAGCCAUUAAAAGGUCCAAGAUAGUGGAUGAAAGUAAAUUUGAAGAAUUCAUUACUGAGGUCAUAUUAUUGUCACAAAUUAGUCACAGAAAUAUAGUUCAAUUAGUAGGCUGUUGUUUGGAGACUAAAGUUCCUGUUUUAGUCUAUGAGUUUGUUUCCAAUGGAAAUCUGUAUCAACAUUUACAUGACCAAAAUGAAAAGUUUCCUCUCACAUGGGAAGUAAGAUUGAGGAUUGCUUCUGAAGUUUCAAGUGGGCUAAACUAUUUGCAUUCAGCUGCGUCAAUAUCUAUAUACCAUGGAGAUAUCAAAUCUGCAAACAUACUUUUGGAUGAAAAAUUUCAAGUGAAAGUGUCAGAUUUUGGAACUUCAAGGUCUAUUUCAGUUGAUCAAACUCAUUUGACAACUCAAGUAAAAGGGACAUUCGGGUACCUUGAUCCAGAGUACUUCUGGUCAAGCCAAUUUACUGAGAAAAGCGAUGUUUAUAGUUUUGGAGUAGUUCUUGCUGAGCUUUUAACUGGGCAAAAGCCAAUUUGUUCUACUAAUAUUGAUGAAGAUAGAAGUCUUGCAACGUAUUUUCUAUAUGCCAUGAAAGAGAAUCGCCUAUUUGAAAUCCUUGAUCCUCGAGUUAUGAAAGAAGCUGGAAAAGAAGAGAUUAUGAAAUUUGCCAAUCUCAUAAUAAAAUGUUUGGACUUAAAUGGAAAAAAUAGACCUACAAUGAGGGAGGCAGCAAUCGAAUUGGCUGGGAUUAGAGCUUCAACACACUCUUCAAGUAUGCACCAUAUUAAUAUUGAUGACACUAAUUUUGUUCUCGCUGAAUUAAAUUCUUUUGAGGAUAGUUUAUCCUUUCCUAGAUAG